Messenger RNA from Trichoderma harzianum CBS 226.95, 1293 nucleotides. RefSeq lists its product as hypothetical. Bases 1 to 1293 code for a protein of 430 amino acids. The transcript has a single exon. Gene Ontology annotation, molecular function: lipid binding. Gene Ontology annotation, cellular component: ERMES complex. Lineage: Eukaryota; Fungi; Ascomycota; Sordariomycetes; Hypocreales; Hypocreaceae. Gene Ontology annotation, biological process: mitochondrion organization; phospholipid transport. The record is from RefSeq and is a predicted model, not a curated record.
AUGUCUAUUGAUCUCAAUUGGGAGACGCUGACCACGGGGCCGGACGGCGAUGCGCUGGCCGAGAGCAUCAGAACCUUUAUCCACACCAAAUUCCAGACGGUGCCUUUGCCACGCUUCAUCAGAUCCGUCAAUGUGCAUGGAUUCGACUUUGGUACGAUUCCGCCGGAGCUGGAACUAAAAGAUAUUACGGACCCGCUGCCUGAUUUCUACGAGCAGGAGCUGGAGGAUGACGAGGAGUCGAGCGAGGAGAGCAGUGAGGAUGAGAGCGCUGCGGAGCGGGAGAGGAUUGCGGCCGCGGCGGCGCUGAUUGGAAACAGGAGGCGCGAGGAUGGCUUGAGGGGGCUGAAGAGCGAGAUGAUGGGCUUCAGCCCGAGUGUGAAUGUGAGUGGGCACGACGUCGGCAGGGCGUUUCUGGGUACGUCGACGCCGGGGAUCUUGGGCGGGCCGGGGAGGAACUACUUUCAGGCGCAUCUGGCGACGGGCACACAGACGCCGUUGGCGGCGGUUGCGGGUGCUCAUUUGGGCGGCAGCUGGUUGGGCUCGACGGCACCCAGUUCGGAGCCCACGCCGUAUCAUAGCCGUGAGGCAUCGCUCAGCUCCCUGGAUAACCUACAGGCGUUAGAUCCGACCUCAGGAUCGGGGUCCGGCAUGGCCAAGUCAGACGUGUCGAGCACCCUCGGCCCUCCGUCUCGGCCGUCAACCAGCCACGGGCCCAUCAGCGGCUCAGCCGUCGAAGACGACGAGAGGCCCGAUCCCGACCAAGGCACGGCGUCUCCGCGGCGCGAGCCCCGGGUCGAGGACGUGCAGGCCGUGUUCCGGAUCCGGUACUCGGGUGACGUGCGGCUGAACCUGACGGCGGAGAUUUUGCUCGAUUACCCGAUGCCGAGCUUUGUUGGGAUUCCACUCAAGUUGAAUAUCACGGGGUUGACGUUUGAUGGGGUGGGUGUUUUGGCGCAUAUACGGAAGAGGGUGCAUUUUUGUUUUCUGAACCCGGAUGAUGCUUUAGCUGCGGUGGGACCGGAUGGUGAGGGGGCGACGGAGACGUCAACAACUACUACUACUACAACAGCAACAGGAGGGGGGGAUGUGCAGACGACUAGCAAGAAGCAGCCUGGAGGUAGAUUCGGUGGGCUGUUGCAGGAGAUCAAGGUUGAGAGCGAGAUUGGCGAGCGGGAGAGCGGGCGGCAGAGCUUGAAGAACGUGGGCAAGGUGGAGAGAUUUGUGCUGGAGCAGGUGAGGAGGAUAUUCGAGGAGGAGUUUGUGUAUCCGAGUUUCUGGACGUUCUUGGUGUGA